Molecule: messenger RNA, 1368 nt
Organism: Dipodomys spectabilis (banner-tailed kangaroo rat)
Lineage: Eukaryota; Metazoa; Chordata; Mammalia; Rodentia; Heteromyidae
Product: mRNA decay activator protein ZFP36L2-like
Exons: 1
Coding region: 1-1368 (455 amino acids)
Molecular function (GO): metal ion binding; mRNA binding
Source: RefSeq, a predicted model, not a curated record
AUGUCGACCACAAGACUGUCGCCCUGCGAGAUUGGCUUCUGGUGCAACACAGAAAAAUCUGUGACGGACUCAAAUCUGGACAAAGUAGUAGACAAGAAGGUGGUGAGUACACCUUGGGCUAGUAGCCACAACUCAAGUCUCAUGUCGGGCUUCCUCCAACAACAGCACUCGGACAGUAACCUGCACACGCCGGUUCAUCAUGCUUUCGGCCCCAGCAUCUGGUCACCCAAUUUCCCCGGGGCUGUUAACGGCAGCAGCCGCUUCGCGGCAAGCAGCCUGACCUCCAACAGCCCCCUGAAGGAACCGUCGGAGAUCGGCUGCGGUACUUCACUGUUCAACAAGAACAAAUUCCGAAACCGCUCGUCCAGCGACAAUGACCAACAUCUCCUGGAGCAAAACGGCCGUGGGGGCUUCUCAAUGAAUGCUUUGCGCUACAAGACCGAGCUGUGCCGCCCCUUCCAAGAAUACGGCAAGUGCAAGUACGGCGAGAAGUGCCAAUUCGCACAUGGUUUCCACGAGCUGCGCAACUUGAGCCGGCACCCCAAGUACAAGACGGAGCCGUGCCGCACCUUCCACAGCAUUGGCUUCUGCCCCUACGGGCCCCGCUGCCACUUCAUCCAUGAUAUGCCUUUCGAGGGCCCGUUGGGGAACCGGCGCUCCUUCAGUGGCCGUGGCCGCGGCCUUGACUUCCACCCCGGUGUUUCCCAGGAGCCACGACAGAAGGUGAACCCUAACUUAAAUUUCUUAGGCUUCCCGUUGGACAACGAGCAGCCGACAAAGCUGCUCGACAGCCCCAUUUGGCGCUUGCCCUCCCCACUCUCCUGCUUCAGGGAUGAGGCGGCCUCCACACCCUCAGGCACCUCAAUGAGCUCUGCCUCAGGGGAAGUGGCCCCCGCCACACCGCAGAGCAGCUCCAUGGACAAACUGUUCCCGCCAGGGACCUCGUUUGCAAACAAUGCCUUUGACUUUGGCCUCGAGCUGAGCAGCCUGAUCUCGCCUGUGGCCACGAAGACCCAUAAUUUUGCCGGGGUGACCACCCAUUGCAAUAGCAACCAUCAGCAGCAGGACCCAGUGUCCCUCGCGCAGACACUGGCAGAGCCCAGCGGGCCUAUCCCCUCCAGCGCCGCCGCAGCCGCUGCCGCCGCGGCCACCACAACACACACGCCGCUCUUCAGCUUCCAGCAGCUGCACCGACUGUCCAAGUCCAUGUUUGACGUGCCUUCCAGCUCUCCAGACUUGCUGUCGGACCGCGACAAAUACCAGAGCAGCUCUCUGAGCUCAGGCAUCUUCAAUGGAUCCGAGGACCCCAGCCUUGAACCUAACCACCGCCUGCCAAUCUUCAGCCGCCUGUCCAUCUCAGACAAUUGA